This is a messenger RNA of Cutaneotrichosporon oleaginosum, 4905 nucleotides long. RefSeq lists its product as uncharacterized. The record is from RefSeq and is a predicted model, not a curated record. NCBI's taxonomy places the organism in Eukaryota, Fungi, Basidiomycota, Tremellomycetes, Trichosporonales, Trichosporonaceae. Gene Ontology annotation, molecular function: microtubule binding.
CCCUCCUCUCUUAUUCGACUCGAGGACACGCUCCGCGCCUCAUCACCUGUGAUGCUCGAUAUCUAAUCUUCAUCGCACUCGUUCUGUCCCAACAUGAACGGAGAGUCAUCCACCACCAAACCCAGGCGACAGGACCUAUCCUAUGCCGAUCAGCAGGAGCUGCUUGCGUUCAUCGAGAAGCGCAGGUGGUUUGAGGGCAAGCUUGAGUCUCUCAAGGCCCUAGCGCCCGUAUAUCCCUUCGUUCAUCCCGUCCUUGUGCCCGACCCAGCGAGCACGGCAGGUUAUGUCCGCGCCGGAGCAGAGUCGUCACCAUGGCGACUGCCCAACAAAGCACAGCUCGCUGCAUGGGUCAACGAGAGGAAAGCGCUCGUCGACGAGGUCGAGCGCUUUGACGACGGAGACAUGGAGCGCAUGAAGGAGAAGACACGACAAAUUACCCGCGUCCCUCUGACGCAACCAUCCACCGACCUCGUCGAGGUCACCCUCGACCUCAUCCUGCUCAUUGACCAGCUGCUCGCCGUUCUUCGCAACCGUGGGUCGAUACUCGAGCUGACGUCCCUCCGCCUGCAAUGGGACGACCUGCGGUACGAAGUCCGCCGCGAGACCGAGAGCGUCACGGCGGAGAUCGAACAUGUGGUAGCCGAGGCACAAGCCUGGCUGCCCGGUGCGCCGACAGCCCCACGAUGGGAACCGCGACGCAGGCGCAGCUCGGCACAGCUACCGCCCUCACCCAGCAUUCGCCCCUCGUUGUCGGAGCAAUCGCUCCCGGAGCACGCAGUGGCUCCCUCGACACCGCCCCUGGGAGCCAAACAGAUUCUUCGCUCCCCCAACCGAACCCCUUCACCAACCAAGCUUCCUGGAUCUCCGACAAAGCCACACAAUGUGCCCCGAUCGGCACUGCACAUCUCCAUCUUGCGCUCGCAGCUCGUCGGGCUUCAGACUCGUCAUCACAACCUGCAAUACAGCCUGGUUAGACGCAGCGGCCAGAUUCUUGACAAGAUGAUCGACCAGGCUGGGAAGCUCAAGGAUCUUGGGGGCGUCGACGGUCCGCUCGAUGAGGAUGGCCAGCGCCAGCACGCCAUUCCCGACGCUCUCAUCGAUCUGCAGGAGGAGAUCGAGGCUAGAGCUACUGACAUUGGCGACCGCGUCAAGUGGUGCAGCUCGUUUGAGCAGCAGUGUCGCAAAGGGCACGACCAUUACUCGCGCUCAGCGCGGGCUGGAAAGGCUGGCUUAGACUUUUUGUCUGAUAUUAAGGCCGCACUUUGCAGGCCACCCACAAGCCAGAAACACUUAGAAUUGCAGCAAAUGUUCGCUGAGGCUAGCUCGGCUCUUCCCCCGCCAUUAGACGCCGAGCCCUUGCCCAUGCCAACGCAUCCCGCCUUCCCCAGCAAAGACGACCACAACGAGGCUGUUGUUGCUGCCCUCAAUGAAGCACGUAGUGAUGCCGAGGUUGACCUCGACUUGGGCGAUAAACUUCUUGCGUACUACGGCCAGCUCCUUAGAGCCAGGGAGGCCUUGCAGGCUCAGCAUGCUAGAGUGCAAGUACUUCGCGAACACCUGAACCAGGCAAUCCGACAACUCGACGUGGGCUCAAGCACCGCUCCUCGCCCAACCCUCGAUGGUGUGGCCUCUGAUGGUGGUGACCACUCAGAGUGGUUGUCCAACAUCUCAUCAUGGACCAGCGAGGGCGACAUGGCGUCGCGAGCUGCAACCGACGCCCACGAGACCACCAUCCUGGCCAUCAUGCAGUAUCGAAAGGCGUUGUCAAGCGCUUCCAUGGCAGUCAGGCCCCACUUACCUCCGGACGGUGUCCCUGACGACCUUGGGCCUCUCGUGGACGAUGAUUCUCAAGAUCUUGUCGCGCUCGGCAUGCGUUGCGCAGCGCUAGCCAAGCGCGCACGCAGUGAUGCCGACAUUAUCCCCAUUGUUCUCAGUAUACGGAAGGCGAACGCAGAUAUUUCUGAGGACCUGACCACACUGCAUGCCAAUGUUGUGGGUGCCAUCAACUUGGCUGCUUGGUCCCCCAGAUCAAACUCGGCACUUCCCACGACACUCAGCGACGAGCUUACCGUCAUUGAAGAGCGCGUCAACAAGCGUGACAGUGACCUGGACCGGCUCCGUGCUGUGCCCCUCUCCUCAGACGCGAUCCCUCCACUGGAAUCAGCAGCCGAGGACAGUAAGGAGAACAUGGCUGAAGCUCUCCGCGCCCUCGACGUCUUCCGGCGCGUCUCUGCUCAGGCUCAGACAGUCCGCGAUUUGCAGGACGAGGCGAAUCGCCUCGUCGAGCAACUCGAGUUAGCCUCAGAGUCGCUUGCCGAUGCCAAUCCCGAUUCGUCCGACACCAUCCUUGCUGACCUGCGCGGGCGUGUCACCGAGUGGAACGAUAACAUCAUCUCUAGAGUCGGUCUUGUGUCUGGACACGAGCCAUCAUCGUCGACAUGGUCCCCGGAUGGUGAGAGGAGAUCGACAAGCGGCCCUUUGACACCGCCAUUGACGCCCGUUGAUCGCGUGGACGAGUCAUCGGGCCUCAUGUCGACUAUGCCUGACCUCAUGGAGCUCGAUAGGCGCGUGCGCAGUGAGGUCAACCACCAGUCGGCGCGUGUAAUGGCUUCAUUGGCUCACUUGACGGGCGUGCACGACCGGCUUUCAUACGAGCGCUGGGCGGCACCCGUGCGCUGCGCCACCGAGUCUCUGGACGCUGCCAAAGAUGAGCUCCAAACCACCCUCAGCCGCCUGAUGCAGGAGCUUGGUCACAUGAAUGACGACAACCAAGCCUCGCGUCACGAGCACGCCGUCGAGAGCAUCCGUACGGGCGCCGAGGCCAUAGGCAAGCACGCCUCGACCGUUCAAUCUCUAGUGGCUAGACUCAACGAUGUCCUGGGCGCUGAUGCCUCGGCAGGCAUAGACAUGCGUCAGGCUGCAGACAUCUUCUCGUCGGCAGACGUGACGCGUGAGGCUGCGCUCGAGCAGAUCACCAAGGCCGAGAAAUGGCAGCGGCAGCUAGAGGACAUUGUCACCCAGUCAUUGUUGGCACGGUCCGCCACGCCAGUAGCGCGCCGGAGUGUCGACGUUCCACGUACGCCGGAGCAGGUGGCUAAGAAAGCUAAAUCAUUGUCUGGUGGCUUGGACGCGUUGGACCUCGAGGCAAUUGUCCACCCAUCGCCCGCUCAGCUGCGUGCAACUCCAAAGCGACGACGUCUGCCCAGCUCGUCAGAGGCUAAGCAGCUCGCGAAGGCCUUCACGUCAAUUGCAGACAAGGCUCGCUCCAUGGCUCGCGCGCAGCCCGAUUCGCCGGAACUCAAGAAGCUGCUAGACAAGGUCGCAAGCCAAGGAUCGCUGGUCCCCGACCUCGCAGGACUGGCGGACGUGUCCGACGCUGCAGCUGUGUGCGAUGACGCUUUCAGUCGGCUGCUCGACACAGUCGACGCGGGGGCAGAGCGUGAAACAAGGCGGCAAGCUGAGAAGGAAGCCAAGGCGGCUGUCGAGACACUGCAGCACGUAUCCAAGCCACUUCUUAGUGACUCACGCGUGGCUCUUGAGAAGCGGCGUAUCUUUAACACGUGGCUGGAGCUACGUGCCGUGGCCGAGGAGGACUCCACUGCAGGCAGCUCCACUACUGGCAGCUCAGCGAACGUCUCCGAGCGCCGGGCCAAGCCUCGCCUGGCUCCCCACCCCGCUACAAGGCGGAUGCGGACUAACUCGAUGUUCACCGCUGGUCCUGAGAGGGGCACGCCGACACCGAGCCGCGUUUUGUCAGACACCUCCCAAGCCCGCGUUAGACGCACUCGCCCGUCACUGGACAAUGUGCCGUUUUCCCCAAAGACGCCAACGCGCCAACGCAAUAGCCUCCCGAGCAGCAUCAGUAUGCCCGGUAGACCUACACCUCGAGCCAUUACGCCGACUGUGCCAGUGCCCUUCAAACUCUCUACUUCACGCUCGAUUAGCCGCGUGUCGCGCUCCGCGAGCUCUUCCACAAACCUCGCCGGCCUUGCGGAAACACCGACGCGCUCCCGCACGAGAUUCGCUAGCGAGCCGCCGAUCUCGGCCUCCGGGCGCAAGCCCAAGUUCAUGCCUGCGCGUGAGAAGAGCACGCUCGACGCGGCUGUACAGAAUGUCCUCAAAGAAUUAGACAUGAAGGUACCCAUAGUGCCCGCAGGUCGUCUCUCACCAGACGAGUGGAAAGGAGAAAGCGGCCGCUACUGGAUCGGGCAUGGUGCCCGAGCCCGUAUGUGCUUCUGCCGCAUUUUGGAAUCUAAAACGGUCAUGGUGCGCGUUGGCGGGGGCUGGUGCGAGCUCACUCGCUACCUCCUUUCGCACUUUGCCGACGAGAUUGAAGCUACUUCGUCACUGCCGGAGUGGAACACGACGCCGGUCACGGUCACGAGUGCAAGUCUAAAGAACGCCCCUGCGUCAUUGACAUCACUCCAGCCCAGUACGCCCAGCCGCGCUAGCCUCCCGGCUCAGUUCACGCCGGAGCACGCUACUACCCCACUGCCUCUACGCGCUGCGUCAUUAUCGCCCGAGAAGAGCCCGGGGCCAGGCUCUCCACUCGUCCCGUUCCAGUACUUGCGCAAGGCGAGCGAAAGCCCCAGCGUGCGUGACAAGGAGCGCGCCGCGCUGCGCCGCAACCUUGAGAGUGCUCGAGGCAAGUAGCCGGCGUAUAUGCCCCUGCUUUAGCCGCCAAAUUCGGCGGGUGCCGACGUUGCCGAUGUUGUUAGCGUCAUGUCGGCUGAUGAGCUGGGCGCCAUCGACGCCAUUGCGCGCCCCAAUUGUGUGCGUGCGACGAGACAAUCUUUCUCCUCUCUAGACAUGUCACUGCGUGGUCGAUUCAACACUAGCAUACUCUGUUGUACAAUAUGGUUGAUAACAAUUGCCAAUGUAAUAUGUCUGCUCCUCACAUUAAUG